Odontomachus brunneus is the source of this 2392-nucleotide messenger RNA. Its product is annotated as proline-rich protein 4-like. The transcript has 2 exons. The coding region runs from base 156 to 1310 and encodes 384 amino acids. NCBI's taxonomy places the organism in Eukaryota, Metazoa, Arthropoda, Insecta, Hymenoptera, Formicidae. The record is from RefSeq and is a predicted model, not a curated record.
GCACCAGACGCGUGUGUUUCACUUUUCCGCGAGAGUGCAGAGGGGCUCGCUUGAUACGCGUCGGGGGGAAAGCGGGCUAUAAAGACGGUGGUAUCUUGGGGGGAAACAUCCAGUAAAGUCUGGACUUUGACCAGAUCGUGAGAGACCGGACAGACAUGAGAAUUUUGUUUCUCACGGUGUUAACGGGGCUACUGGCCUUGGCCGUGUGCGAGAAGGAGAUCGAAAAUGCCGGGGAUCUGAAGAAGCAGAACAAACGGGGGCUGAGUCACAUCGAGGGAGACUUCGGGGGACACGACGACGGCGGUUACGGCGGUGGUGGCGAUUACGGCGGCGGUGGUGGCGAUUACGGCGGUGGCGGCGACUACGACGGCGGUCAUGAUAUCGGCGGUCACGACAGUGGAUACGACGGUGGUUUUGGCGGUGGUUACACCAUCGGUGGCGCCGGCGGCGACGACGGCGGCAAAGUCAAGCAAAUCACGAUCGUGAAAAACGUGAAAGUACCCUACCCGGUGGAGAAGAAGGUCCACUAUCCAGUAGAGAAGGAAGUACCGUAUCCGGUUAAAGUGCCGGUACCACAACCCUACCCGGUCGAGAAGAAGAUACCGGUACCGGUGAAGGUUUUCGUGAAGGUGCCAGUUCACAUACCACAACCGUAUCCAGUGGAGAAGAAGGUGCCUUAUCCGGUGCACGUGCCCGUGGAGAGGCCGGUGCCCUACAAGGUGUACGUCCCGCAGCCAUACCCGGUCGAGAAGAAGAUACCUUACCCGGUGAAGGUACCGGUACCAGCGCCGUUCCCGGUGGAGAAGCCCGUGCCGUAUACCGUGAAGGUCCCGGUGCACGUGCCGCAACCCUUCCCCGUGGAGAAGCCGAUACCAUACCCAGUGAAAGUGCCCGUCGAGCGACCGUACCCGGUACACGUAAUCAAACCAUACCCGGUUCCGGUAGAGAAACCGGUGCCUUAUCCGGUGGAGAAGAAGGUACCCUACCCGGUCAAGGUACACGUGGAACGACCGGUAGCAGUGCCCGUGGUGAAGCCAGUGCCUGUACACGUGAAGAUACCGGUGCCGGCGCCGUACCCGGUGGAAAAGCCAGUACCCGUUCCGGUGGAGAAGCCGGUACCCUACCCCGUAAAAGUGCCUGUCGAGCGACCCGUACCGGUCCACGUGACGAAGCCGGUGCCUGUGACGGUACCAAAGGCGGUACCGUACCCCGUGAAAGUGCCGAUAGCGGUACCAGUGCACGAUCACGAUCAUGGUUCCUCGUUUGGUGAUUACGAAUCCAGCUUUGGGGGACACUCCGGGGGAUAUUAGUAUCAAAGCGCAUGGCAGUGGAGGAUUUUUCGCUCUCGGCUCGAAGAAAAACUGACGCAUACGGCAAGGGAGGAAGUCCCGAGUGAGAGAGAUAGACAGGGGACGAUACGAUAGUACCAAGAAAAUUCGUUAAUCUGAGAAAUUCGUUAAGCCGAGAAAUUCCGAUCAAAAUGUUGUAUAUAAGAGAACGGAAACAUACACGAAGAAAGUUUCACAGUCAAAAUUACUACAGGAUUUUGUAGCCGAACAGAUCGAUAUUCUGCAGUAAUUCACUAUCCUUUCAUUUUACACGCUCUACUUGUAUUUUGGGAAUUGUAAUACGCUGUUAAAACACUGGUUAUAUUUCUAGCGAAAUUUACUGUGUUUGUAGCGAAAUUUACUAUGUUUGUAAACAAAACAGACCUCAUUGAGUCUAUUUGAUAGUCUAUUAGACUAAAAACAUAGUAAAAUUGAAAAGGAUUAAUAUGUAAAAAGAGCUAUAAUAUUCUCUCCGUGUAUAAAGGCGGGAAUGCAAUUAGAAUUAGAUAAUCAGAGCGGGUUAAUCGUGGCGAUAAGAUCCACUUGCGCAAGUCCUUCACUGCAUCGCACGAGCGGACGCGUCGGCGCCCGCACUUUGCACGUCGCAAUGACACUUUUUCUGCGUUCUCCUCUCUUUAAUAAGUCGUAACGCGUCGUAACGUGGGAAAGAUCCAAAAGCUCCAAAAAUUGCGUGAUUUGUAAUGAGUAACCGGUCGACUCAAUCGGGAGCGUUAAAGAAGCGUUUCCUUGGCGGACGCGCGACACAGGUGUAUUCGCGCGCUCGCGAGGGAAACGCGGACGUAUUUAUUUUCCUGCGACUCGACGUCGUCCCCUCAACGUCGCGAGGAAGAUGAGUUUGCAGAAGCAGCCGCUCUUGCGUCGCGAAAGGCGAUUAUGGUUGCCGCGAGUCCGCAUAGACAGCGCUAACGAUUUCUUAGAUAUAGUACCGACACUUAAGUACCUACGAACACAUGUUGUACUAUGUGUUUUUAAUGACGUUUGUAAACAGAUGUCUCUGUACGAUGUCUUUCGCUUCUUUCUAAUAAAACCAAAGAGCAAAGCGA